Molecule: messenger RNA, 663 nt
Organism: Solanum stenotomum
Lineage: Eukaryota; Viridiplantae; Streptophyta; Magnoliopsida; Solanales; Solanaceae
Exons: 2
Coding region: 1-663 (220 amino acids)
Source: RefSeq, a predicted model, not a curated record
AUGUCGGACGAGCUACCGAACACUCUACCUCCUAUGCGCGAGGUAGAUCACAAGACUGAGUUGGAGGUGGGAACCAAGCCACCCACACAUGCACCAUACCGCAUGGCUCCACCCAAGUUAGAAGAGCUAAGGAAACAAUUGAAAAAGCUCCUCGAGUCCGGUCACAUUCGCCCGUCCAAAACACCUUAUGGCGUGUCGGUUCUAUUUCAAAAGAAUAAGGACGGGUCAUUGCGCUUAUGCAUCGACUACCGGGCGCUCAAUAAGUCACAAAAGAAGAUCACCCCGAAGCAAACUAGGUGGAAAAACUUUCCCGAGUUCGACUACGUCUUGGAGUACAAGCUGGGAAGGGGCAAUGUUGUGGCGGAUACACUUAGUGGGAAGGUUGAACUUGCUGUCAUUACUACCGCGCAUUGUGACAUUCAGGAUGCUAUCAAGGAUGGCAUGCAACACGAUCUGAAAUCCAUGAAGCUUAUGGAGUUGGCCGCCCAAGGCAAGACAAGGCGUUUUUGGGUGAAAGAUGGUUUUUUGCUAACAUCCGAACGGAGGGUUUAUGUACCCAACUUUGGGUCGAUCAAGUGGCGAAUCAUUAAGAAGAGCCACGAUACACCGUGGACUGGGCAUUCGGGGCAGCGACGAAUAAGGGCGUUGAUCGAGGCAAUUUAG